Desarmillaria tabescens is the source of this 364-nucleotide messenger RNA. RefSeq lists its product as uncharacterized. The record is from RefSeq and is a predicted model, not a curated record. Lineage: Eukaryota; Fungi; Basidiomycota; Agaricomycetes; Agaricales; Physalacriaceae. The transcript has a single exon. The annotation marks the transcript as partial.
AUCAAAUUGUUUUUCCCCUGGCCAGCGAUGCACUGGGCUUCGAUGAUGAUAAUCAUAUUAAUUCGCUGGGCUCUGGUAUAUUGUUCACCGUUCAAUCUCACAUGGAUUCCAUUGUUGCUGUCACGACUUUUGGCAGAUGGCGGAACUGAACACACAGUACGUAGCUGCACAGUGAGAACCUCAUGGAUUUUCGUGAUGGUUCAUCUGGAUCCUCGGCAACGACGAAUUUUGCGAGUGGCCCAACUCAAAGCUUCACGUUUGCUAAAGAUGAAACAGAUACCUACUGUAUCUGUGAAUUGCCGGUGGCCUUGGAAGUAUAAUCGGCGAGUCGACGGGAGGAGAAUGCUAAUUAUAUCUAUCAGAA